Messenger RNA from Canariomyces notabilis, 477 nucleotides. RefSeq lists its product as uncharacterized. The record is from RefSeq and is a predicted model, not a curated record. NCBI's taxonomy places the organism in Eukaryota, Fungi, Ascomycota, Sordariomycetes, Sordariales, Chaetomiaceae. The coding region runs from base 1 to 477 and encodes 158 amino acids. The transcript is spliced from 2 exons.
AUGGCCCGGCGGCUGGGCUUCGCCACAGUCCGCGAGUUCGAGCACUGGGAGGAGGAGAACGUGCUCGACCACUUUGCCAACUUUGUCUGCGACUACCUGGGGCACGGGUACACGGUUGUGCCAGAGAAGAAGGGAUUCGUGGAGUUUGUCGACCUGGACGAUGCCGUCGCCGCCCGGAUCCAGGUUUUGGAAGAGAGGAGGUUCGAGCUGGCGCUUGCGCCGGAUAAGACGGAAUGCAAUGCUGACGACUGGACACGUGUAGGGACCGCAAAGGACCACUAUAAGCAGUUCAUUGUCGGAGUGGUGGCGGAUGAGUUGUGGAUGGCGAACCACGGGAUUGCAAAGGCCGAGGUGUCGGCCAGAGGCUGGUCGGCAAAGGAGCUGACGAUUAAUAUGUACAAGCUGUUAGAACUUCUGAUCCAGGAGUGGAUGUCUGGGACGUGGCAAGUUGGCCACCGGGUAAAGUUUCGAGGGUAG